Messenger RNA from Lodderomyces beijingensis, 654 nucleotides. The record is from the annotation of a GenBank genome assembly. NCBI's taxonomy places the organism in Eukaryota, Fungi, Ascomycota, Pichiomycetes, Serinales, Debaryomycetaceae.
AUGUCCAGUGCUUCGGAAAACGUGUUUCGGCAACUGUUUCAGAACUGGAACUCGCGAGCUGCACAAGCAAACACAAGCAGUAACCGUCCCGUGCUUUCGGAAUGGUCAGAUUACUUUAAAUCUGGAGCAAACGACUUUUACAAUAGAUUGCCAACCUCAGUGCAAGAUCUCACUAAUACCGGCAGUGACCCCAGCAACGUGCAAGAGCCUUUCUGGUUCCAGCUUUCUAGGUUGGAGCGGUUGAUUGGAUUUGCCUGCUGUCUCGGUGCGUCCAUAUUGUGCUUUAUUGUGUGUUUCUUCAUGUUCCCCGUGUUGGCAUUGCGGCCAAGGAAGUUUGCCCUUUUGUGGACUGGAGGAACAGUCUUGUUUGUCACGUCUUUUGGGGUCCUCCAAGGACCGUACAACUAUGUUCGCCAUCUUUUAUCGCGAGAUCGAAUAGUGUUUACGACAAUUUUUUUUUUGUCCAUCUUGAUGGUUCUUUACUCAAGCGUGGUGUUAAAGAGCACUAUAUUGACAAUCAUGUCCAGUAUUAUUGAGAUUUUCGCGGUGCUUUACUACGCCGUGAGCUACUUCCCCUUUGGUGCAACCACGUUGACUUUCUUCACCAGCUAUAUCAUGGGAUACUUGGGAGGGUUCAUUGGAGGUAUAUUGUAA